UUGAAUUAGAGAUCAGUUCUUGGAUUUGGUUUCCAGGAAAAUUUGCAAAUUUCCGGAGUGUCAAAUAGAUUCAUUUUCUGCCAGUACGACGAUUUCUGAAGUAACUUCAAAAACGGAGAACUUGAAAGAGAGAGCAACGAGUAGUGCAGAUUCAAGUUCCUUCACAAUAAUGGAAAAAUCCUCCACAAACAAAGUAAAUGAAUGGAGUGAAAAAAGGUCAGCAAUUAAGGGAAUUCUUGAACCUAAAAAUUGGCCAACAAGGAAGGAAUUUGUUGAUCCCAAGGGGCCAUACAUUCGAAAGUGGAAUAUCGUCUUCAUAGUAUCAUGUGUAUUAGCUGUUUUACUGGAUCCCUUGUUCCUCUACAUUCCUACAAUUCAUGAGGAUAUGAAGUGUGUGAGAUUGGACAAGAACAUGAAGAUAGCAGCUCUUGUCUUGAGAUCAGUCACAGAUCUAUGCUAUCUGUUGAACAUCUUUUUCCAACUGUGUGGAUCUAAGACCCGUUCAACUAUAAGGUCAGGAAGUUGCCCCCCAAUGUUAACUAGCUUAAGGAUUGUCUUGCUAAGCAUAGCUAAGACAAUGUGGGAGUCGUACAUCAUAAUUGACAUUUUAGCGGUUCUUCCUCUUCCACAGGUAGCGAUUCUCAUUUUUUUCCCCAAAAUGAGGGGAUCAGGUUCAUCCAUUAAAGGGAAGCUUAUGAACUUUCUUAUUCUAGUGCAAUAUGUGCCACGAGUUCUUCGUAUCUACCUAUCGUGCAAGGAAUCUAAGAAGUUUUCUAGAGAAGAGACUUCACUAUGGCUUAAAGGCAUACUCAAUUUCUUUAUGUACAUCCUUGCCAGUCAUGUAUUGGGAGCCCUUUGUUACUUUUUUGCAGUUCAAAGAAUUACAAGUUGCUGGCGACAUGCUUGUCGGAAUGAAAAUGGAUGUGACCGUAAUAAUUUUGACUGCCACAAUCACCAUACGUUGAGAAAUAUAACGUCUCUUAAUGAUUUAUGUCCUAUAGAUCCAUCUGAUCCAAAAAUUUUCGACUUUGGCAUAUUUCUUCAUAUCCUCCAGUUUGGUAUACUGGGGUCAACUAACUAUCCGGAGAAGUUCUCAAAUUGCUUUUGGUGGGGCUUGCGACAUUUGAGUUCUCUUGGCUCAAACCUCGAACCCAGUAUCAAUACAUGGGAAAACCUCUUUGCGGCUUUUAUUUCUAUAAUUGGGUUGCUGCUAUUUUUAUAUCUCAUUGGAAAUUUGCAGACUUAUAUGCAGCUGGAUACCGCAAGAUUGGAGACGGAUAGAUGGAAUCUGAGAGUUGAAAACAAGUUGGAUGAGAAAAGCCGAGAAUUCGAACCGUGGUUAGUUAAAAAUGGCAUCCCUUCGCAUAAAAAACCGGACAUCAUGGCUAAGGUACUAGUAGAGCUUAAACAAAACAGAGAUGUGGAUAUAGAGAAUUUACUCUCUAUUCUGCCUUCCGAUCUUCAAAGCUAUGUGGAAAGUUGUAUGCCGUUGAGUAGGCUAAAGAAGGUGCCAUCAGUUCAAAAUAUGGCUGAAGCAGUAUUGAGAGAAAUCUCUGAAAAUCUUAAGCCCAAGAAGUACAAAAAGGAUAAUAUCAUUAUUUCCGAGGAUAAGCCACUUGAGAUGAUGAUCUUCAUUGUGGAUGGACUUGUAAGCAUAGAAAAGAGAGAUGCGUCUGGUACACUGCAACGAGGUGCAGGACAGUUAUUUGGUGAACAACUUCUAUGUUGGCCAGCAUGGACAUCUUUUCCCGGCAUAUCAAAUGAGUCUGCUAGAGCCAUUGGUGAUGUUGACGUCCUCGUUCUCAUGGCGAGUGACAUGGAGCGUGUAGGCUAUAAAUUCAGAUCGGAAUUUGGUAAAGAAAUUACCCCUCUGUCGGAUGCUAAGUGGGUUCUUUUAGAGAGCCGCCAGGUGGCUAUGUUAAGGAAAGUGCCAAAGUUGGAAACUAUGCAUACUGAAGUGUUGAAAGCAAUUUCUCUGCAUCUUAAGCCUAGGAGCUAUAGCAAGGCCUGGUUGACUGAUACGAAUGAACCACUUCGUAUGAUGAUCUUCGUCAUAGAUGGAUCAGUGGAAGAAUAUGGUACGCUUGAUCAUGGACGGUUAAGGCACAAAGCAGGAUAUUUCUCGGGAGAAGAACUUCUGGAUUACGUAUUAGAUAGUUCAUUUCCUGCCCUAUCACCCUUACCCACCUGUCGGCUCAAUGCUAGUAAUUAUGUUGACAUCCUUUAUGUCACGGCCAAGGACUUGGCAAGUGUAGCCUCUGAAUACAGGUCGAAUUUCAGCAGAGUGAUCGCCCAUCCAACCGAUCUUUUUGCUUCCCUCACGUUGCACUGGCUAAAGAAAGUGCCAAUGUUCCGAGAUAUGGAUGAAGAAGUGGUGAAAGAAAUCUCUAAACGUAUGAAGCGUGUGAGCUAUAGCAGCGAUACUGUUAUUAUUGAAAAGCACAAACCACUUGAAAUGAUGUUCGUCUUAUUAGGCGGAGAAAGGGUAACUGUUAAAGAGACAUAUCCUUAUCACUGUGUCGUGGGAGAUUUCAUUGGAUUAGAACUUGUACAUUGGAUUACAAACUGGGCGGCACAUACUAAUUUUCCUGCUAAAUUACCCUUGUCCCACAAUUCUGCUAAAGUCCCCAAUGAUGAUCAAAUAGGUAAUGCCGAAGUCGCUGUUCUCUGGGCCGAUGACUUGAAGAGCAUAGUAUCUGAAUUCAGGUCAGACUUCAUGAAGCAAACCACCCUCCCAAUAGAUUCGGAGGGGAAGCUAGCAACUUUUGACCCAUUGACUAUGGUUAAGAAAGUGCCAAUACUGGAAAAUAUGGAUGAAGAAGUAUUGAAAGCAAUCUGUUCACAUCUCAACCCCAUGAAAUAUAGUGAUGAUACGCCGGACGGGCCCUUUAUUUUGAACUCGAAUGAAAAGAUUGAUAGGAUGUUCUUCAUCAUAAGAGGAAUUGUAUCCUAUUGUUCAUUCAGCGGACCGGUAUAUUACCAUUAUUCAGGAAAUUACUUCGGAGAACAACUUCUCGGAUGGGUAUUAGAUGCCUCCGUUCACAGAGUACCCGAGUUGGACCAGUGGGACGCAUAUAUGAGUGUGGGGGAUGUUGAAGUCCUUGUUCUCAUGGCCGAAGACUUGGCCAAGGUCAUCUCUGAAUUCGAGACCCAUUUCGUCAGGCAGAUUCCCCAGGAUUCUGAUUAGAGCAUUUGCGGUGUGUUAUCUAUCUAUCAUGUAACAACUGUCGACUCCCAGUAUCUCAUCAUGAACUUAAGUAUUAAGCAUAAAUUACAUUCUGAAAUGAUUUGUAUAUUUGUCCCUCAGUUUAGGGUUUACUGGGGACAGAGCCACAGAGGAUCCUCGUGAUAACAUAUCAGCCAUGGUCAAACUUUGAGAGCAAAGUCAAGCUUUGAAAAUAGAGAAAUGAGAGAAAACCUGAACUAGAAUACUCUCAAAGUUUUUACAAAAUGAAUCCCCUGUUAUAGGAGAAUAGUAAUUGUGUUU
Molecule: messenger RNA, 3487 nt
Organism: Rosa chinensis
Lineage: Eukaryota; Viridiplantae; Streptophyta; Magnoliopsida; Rosales; Rosaceae
Product: cyclic nucleotide-gated ion channel 1
Exons: 10
Coding region: 170-3187 (1005 amino acids)
Biological process (GO): transmembrane transport; monoatomic ion transport
Cellular component (GO): membrane
Molecular function (GO): monoatomic ion channel activity
Source: RefSeq, a predicted model, not a curated record